Messenger RNA from Crotalus tigris (Tiger rattlesnake), 4704 nucleotides. It is a transcript of the gene CCDC150, whose product is annotated as coiled-coil domain containing 150. The coding region runs from base 345 to 3398 and encodes 1017 amino acids. Gene Ontology annotation, molecular function: protein-folding chaperone binding. The record is from RefSeq and is a predicted model, not a curated record. The transcript is spliced from 27 exons. NCBI's taxonomy places the organism in Eukaryota, Metazoa, Chordata, Lepidosauria, Squamata, Viperidae.
GUUUGAAGCUGCAAGACGAGCUCCAUGGAAACCGGGCCGCGGGAUAUCAGGGUCUGUUGGGCGAGCUCCUCCGCUCCUGGAAAGGGGGACUUAAGAUCCGCCCUUGCCCGUCCGGUCUGUCAGCUCUUGUCAAGGCCGAAAGAGCUGCCUUUGUAAAUGAAGAUGACCGGCACUGAAUCUGGAGCUUCCAGCUGCACGCAGGCUUGAUGACUGAGAUGCGGAUCCUCCCUUGGUAAAUCAGCUUUGAAGGAGGAUGUCCCAUGCACGGACUCUGCUCUAAAAUGAUGGCCCGUGGCAUGGAGGAGGACUUUCCUCAUCGAUACUAGUUGAAAACUGAGAUUGUGAUGGCAAGACCAGUUAUUUCCCCAAUGGAUGUCCAACCAACGGCUCCUGAAACCUUUGUUGUGCUGAACCAAAGAAUGAAAGUAGUGGAAGAGGAGACAAGUGCACUGUUGAAUGAUCUGCAGAAAAUGGGAGUGAACGGACACAGCAUGGAACUCUUAGCUUCAAAACACCCGGUGAACUCUGAAGACCACCAGGCCAUCAGCCCUGUCCAAGCUCGAACAGCAUUUGUUGGAGCAAAUAACUCAUUGUGGAGAACUUGUGAAAGUCUGGUGAAUCGAAUAUGCCGGCUGGAGAGUGUCAUCCAGACCAUAAAACUGAACAUAUUCCGAUUACAAACAGAAAAGGAAUUGAAUCCAAAGCAUGCAGCCAAUUUAGAACAGCGGCUGAAUACAAUACAGGAGGAACACUUGGAAGAGCUAAAGGUGCUGCAAAUGGAAGGGAGAAUGCUAUGCCAGCAGCUGAAGGAGUCUCGAGAAGAGGAAGAAAAAGCCAGAAAUCAAGUGCAGAAGCUAAGCGCUGCCCUAGAAAUUGCAACUGCAACAAAAAGAGAUGUAACCAUUUCAGCUGAAGAAUUGAGAGCAACAAAAGAAAAAAUGAACAAUAAACUCCAAGAGAUAAUGGAGAAAUUAUCCAAGGAGUCCAGCACAAGGGAGUCUUUGGAACAAGACCAGGUGGUCCUUCUUUAUCAGAUGCGUGAUAUGGAAGCAAUGGUGGAAAAAGAACGAAAGCAGGUGCAAAUUCUGCAGCAGGAUUGUAACAUUCUACGCCAUAAUAUUCAGCUAUCUCAGGAGACAUUACAGAAAGAACAAGAGAAGAUACAUCAAUUGGAGCAGGAAUGUGUACAUCUUAAAACUGAUCUAGAAUCCCGAGACAAGACCAUUUCCAAGCUACGAGAAGAAAUCCAAACUACACAGCUAUCUUUGAACACAGCACAAGAAAAGAAUACAAAGUUUCGAACAAAAAUAUUUACUUUACAAGAGGUAGCAAGUAAGGCACAGAAACUUAAUGACCAGUUGGCUCAACAGUGCGCAGAACUAAGUGGUGCUCUUCAAAAAGCUACUGUGGAAAAUGCUCAACUUACUUCAGAUCAUCAGACUGCUCUUCAGGUGGAACAAGAAAAAAUGAAUCAGAAACUGAAGGAACAAGACUUGAUUUUGGAUGCUGCUCAAGCCAGUGUUACGGGAGAGCUGCAGGUUGUGCAGAGGGAAAAAGCUCAGCUCCAGAAAGAACUAGAAGACUUGCGCACCGAGCAUGCCGAAUGCAAGAAGAAGGACUGUAAAGAAGACACCAUUGCCACUGAAAAAAACCACCUGGAGUGUACAAUUUCCCAAAUCCAAAAUGAACUGGAGACAAUUCUACAGGAGCGAAAUUCUUUGCUGAAGGAAAAAAAGAUACUUGAAGAAGAGUCGCAGCAAACAAUACAAGAAACCAGAAGAACGAUAGAAAGGUUGGAAGCUGAACUAACGGAAAAAAAGGAGUCAGUGAGAGCGCUAGAGAAAGAAAAAAGGGAAUUUCUGGAGCAGGAUGCUGCACUUAAGCACCAAAAGCUCAGAGUACAGCAACUGGAAGAAGAACUGCAGUCCCUCAUAUAUGUGCAAUCAGAAAAUAAUCAGCUCCGCCAAUUUUGUAUAGCCCUGAAGGCUAAAUAUGAUCAGACACAGUCUCUCCUUGUUUGUAGAGAGGAAGCUCUUUCUGUGUCAAUCAAAUCCCAUGAUGAAGCAUUAAGGGAGAACCAGAAGUUCAGAGGGCAAAUAGGUGCCAUUGAAGAAAGAGAGAAGCGCAAGGUGGCAAAUCUACAACGCAAGCUGGAAGAAGCAAAGGAAGAUAACAUCAAAAUGACCACAAUUCUAGAAAAUGUGUUGACUUCUCAUAACAAGAUGCAGAUAGCUUUGGGAAAGGUUCAGAUUGAAUUGGAGCACAAAGAUUCUGAUAUUGCUGGCUUAAAGAAAGAUAGGACCCAGAACGAGCAAAGAAUUCAGACGCUGGAAGAAGAGCUGGAAGACUGUCGAGGCAAGCUAGCUUUGGACUCCCAGCGCAAUGCGAAGAUGACCUCACUUCGUAAAGCCCUGGAAACCUCCAAACUGGACAAGAAGAAACUUAUCCAAAAUUUAGAGCAAACUCUGCAGACCAACAGUGCCUUGGAAAGCAAACUUUCUCUUGUUCAAGAUGAGCUGGAAAGCAAAGAAGCAGAAUGCCAGCAAUUGGUGCAAUGCAGGGACCAGCUCAUUGAAGAAACCAAGAGGGAGACAAAGUUCUAUGCAGAUCGCCUGGAGACCCUGAAGAAACAGUUUCAGACUGAACGAGAAGUGGCGAAGAAAGCAGCCCAAAAAGAAUCAGCCGAGGUUAAAAAAGCUCUUGAAGAGGCCUGCUCUAAAUCUACCGAAAUACUACGCUGCAACAAAGAACUGCGGGCAAAAGUGAUAGACCUGGAAGCCGCGUUGGCAAAUCAGAAGGAGAAGGUAAAAAAGCAGAAAAUACUAAUCACCCAGUACUUCAACUCCAAGACCAACAAUACACACAAUGCAGAGAAAAUCAAGGAGAUUGAGUUGGAAUUGAGGCAAAUGGAAGAGCUGAAGGACCUAUACCAGAAGAAAAACUACGAGCAGUCCCUUAGUAUCAAACAAUUUGCCACCGAAUUAACAAGCCUACAAAGUGAGAUGCAGCAACUGGCCAAAAAUCAGCAAGUGAUGGAAAAUCAGCUGGAAGAAGAAAGGAAAAAGCGGAAGCAGCUUGAGGAAGAGUGCCAAACUUUGGAAAACACCAUUAAGCAGCUCAAGAAAUGCAAGGAGGCUACUGAAGAGAAACUAAAAGAAGCCAGCAUUGAGUCUCAACAGAUAUCAGCUAACCUAGAAGAAGCUCAUCACUGGUUCAAGUCCAAGUUUGAUAGUCUGCAGCAGGAACUACUCAAAAACCGAAAAUCAAAGCUGGGUGAAGAAAGUGAAGAGGAGAAUAAGCCAGUGAAGAUUCCUAGCCAGGCCUGCCUGAAGCGGUGGGAGACCAAAAAUCGCCUGAAGCUCAUCUCCAGGAAAUAUUUAUCGGAACAAAAUAAUUGAUGACCUGCUUACCCAGGAGGUUCCAGGAUGUCAAAGAUGACCCUGCACCUAUGAACAUCUUGUCUCAGAUCUAGGGCCCCAGUAAUGGUGGUCGUACCUGGAAGGAGCCAAAUGGUAGAUCAUUUCAGUGUGAUCCUCCACAUACCGAUGUUAACAGAGGAGAUCUUGUAUGAACUAGGAAUGCUCUACACUAAUGAAGAAGAGUCCUCUAAACUUUAGGCACUAGGCUUCAGCUAUCAAGUCUUUAAAAUGCCUCUGUGGAACUUUUCAGACCGGAAAACUUCAAGUUUUAUUAAAAAUAAAUUAUGUGCCUCAAUCUUAAACUCUUCCUGAGCGAAUUAACUUCCAUUUUUAAAGUCACACGUAGGAUUCAAAACUAUACAGGAGCUAAGUGUACAGAAUCAACCUUGUUAUAUUAUGUACACUAUACCAAGAUAUGAUUUGUACGUCUUGUAUAUUGACAGUUGUGCUUUAUUUGCAAUUCAAGAAAGGAAAACUAUUUGGAUUUCUUUCUUUUUAAGUGGCAGAUCUAAAGCCUUGAUCGGGCUAAUUUUAUAGAGAAUAAGGCUGGCAUCCAAAUAUAUUUUUCACAAAGGGUGGUCUUCGUGAAUCCUCUCAAUACAAGGCAUAGUUUGAACAAAUACAUCACCUCCCAAAAUAAACUGCCAGGAGAGGAAAGAUGUACGACAUAAAUAUUUUCAUAACUACUAAAAUUAUAGUAACAAAAUUCAUAAUUCAGUCAACUAUGUUUUACUAACCUCUCUUACCUGCUUGUCCUAAUCUUCACCCAUCAUUAUUUGGGAAUUGAACUGUUUGGUAUGAGAUGAGAAAACAAUAUAAAGCCAGAAAGUUAGUCCCUUAUAACAUUGGUGAUUUUUAUAUUUAUGUGCACGAAAUACAAAAUCAGCAUUUCAUUAAAAAAAAACUUUAAACAAGUAUGUCAUUUGACCGUUCAUUGAACUAUAAAAUAUUUGUGCAGGCCUCCAAAUAAAAGUCUUACAAAGAAUUGGUUCACAAAUAUCAAAACAACUGGCUUUUCCAAAUAUUUUCACCCUAAAUCAAUCUUUUUUCACUUCAGUGUCCUCCAGACUUCCAAUUCCCAGAAUUUUCAGCAAUGAUCCUGGUAAUUGGGAUUCAGAAAUAGAAAUGGGUAUCCAGAUUGAGGAACAUUACCAUAAAUCAUGGAUAACAAUUAUAUAUUUCUCAACUUUCGCUGUUCUAGAUAACUACUGUAUAGUAUACAAGCCUGCUAUAUAUCUUGUAGGGGUAGGGGGUUUUUAAGAAUAAAACAUUUACUUUUUUGUAA